This is a messenger RNA of Ixodes scapularis (black-legged tick), 8765 nucleotides long. RefSeq lists its product as uncharacterized. The record is from RefSeq and is a predicted model, not a curated record. NCBI's taxonomy places the organism in Eukaryota, Metazoa, Arthropoda, Arachnida, Ixodida, Ixodidae. Bases 254 to 1375 code for a protein of 373 amino acids. The transcript has 5 exons. Gene Ontology annotation, molecular function: oxidoreductase activity.
GAGAGGAGGCAGUGCGGUCUUGUCAGUCAACAUAUGGUCGCUAGUUCCUGCGUCACCUGUUACGCUCUUUGUUGUUUUCCGGUUCUUUGGAUCGCUCCGCAUGCUAUUCGAUUCGCUGACUGCCGCCGAGGCCAGCUCUUUGCGUCGGAUUGCCGCUGUACUAUAAUAUUUCUUUUUAAUCCGAAGGCCGACAUUCGAAAGAUCAAAGAGAGCAACCUUCCCAACAUCCCGUCGUAAACAUUGGGACUCUGUCAUGACACAUGUGAGGAAAGCGGCCUCGUCAAGGUAUCCAAACGAGAACGUUGACUACGUCCUUCUGAGUUCACCUGGCUCGUCGAUGGAUCCCUACGACCGGGAGCUGGGGACGGUGCAGGACCUGAGGGGCUUCACCCUGGGCUACAGCCUUGUCCAGGUCCUGGGACUCACUGCUGUUCUGCUGGUCACAAUCUGGGCCAGCAACUUCAUGGGUGGCUUCUCGGGGCCUUCCAACCCCAAGCUAGAGUUCAACUACCACCCGGUGUUCAUGGUUCUCGGCAUGGUCUUUCUCUAUGGAAAUGGGAUCCUGGUGUACAGAGCGCUCAGGACCGAGCGCAAGUCCCGGCUCAAGCUGGUGCACGGAGCCCUGAUGGCGCUUGCCUUCCUCUGCGCCGUGGCGGCCCUCAAGACGGUCUUUGACUCGCACAACCUGAACCAGCCCGCGGCCAUUCCUAACCUCUACUCCCUCCACAGCUGGCUCGGGCUGACCGCCGUCCUCCUCUUCUGUAUGCAGGUGUACACUGAGGGAGGUUGUUGCCUGUCUUUGUAUCCAGCUGCUGACUGGCUUUGUCAGUUUCCUGUUUCCCGGGGUGCGCCAGUGGCUGCGUGCACAGUACCUGCCACUGCACGUCUUCUUCGGCCUGGCAAUUUUCGGAUUGGCCGUCGCCACUGCCCUGCUCGGGAUCUCCGAGAAGCUCUUCUUUCGCCUCGCCUCCAACUACUCCAACCUGCCCGGAGAGGCGGCGCUGGGGAAUCUGCUAGGCCUGUGCCUGCUCUCCUUCGCCGUUCUGGUCGUCUUCCUGGCCACCAGGACGUCCUACCGCAGGACACCGCUCCCAGAGGAGGCCUCCCUGCCCCUCCAGCCUCACAGCCCUAUGGAGUGAGCGCGGACCCGUCCCUGCUCACACCUCGUGGGGGUCCAAGUAAUGUCGGCAUUGCGGCCGUUCAAUGGUCAGAAGUUGCAACCGAGGGUUGCAAUGCGAGUUCUGUAGGAGGCGUUGUUGUUGCUGUUGCCAUUGUUGUUGUUGCGUUAUUCGAGGUGUCGCGUUCCCAGUAUCCUGUUGUCUCUGCUCCACUCCAUUCAGACGUCUGCCGAACUGGAAUGUGCGCACCUAGUUGAUCGAGGCAAUCCCGAUGCGUGGCCCCGUGGAACCGCCUCUUAGAAUUAUGGGCUUGCAUGUUUCAUUGAGGGACAAGGGUGGCAGGAGUAUGGAUCCAGUUUGUCGUCGUUGGAUAAGCACUGAACAUUGGAUAAGCGCUACAUUUCUAUUACGAACUGUUGCUGUCUUAUGGAACUGUCCGUUUGCUGCUCCCUCCACUCCCUCUUGUCGUCGUCUCAGAUCUCACCUGCUCUCCACUGUGCAUGGAACGCUUGCACCGUGGAAUUUUCUUGCACAAAGCUCAGUUUGAGUUGACUUCCAAACACGUUGACGCUUGUUACAAAUUUGAGAAGAGCUGGCUCAAGAAAGGAUGGCAAGGCGGAAACGGUUCGGACGGAGAACCGUUCCCGCUUCUUCAGCGGGAACGGUUCUUUGUCCGGUGUUUAUUUAUAGGGCGAACCCUUAGUGGUUGUCGACUGUUCAGGCAUUGUUUACGAAGCCUUUUUGCUGGUAGCAUGACAGAUUAAAUGUCCUUUCCAGCAUUGGCAGGUGGGUACAAAAGGCCAUACGUGUGAAGUGAGUUGCAUAUAUCCUCCUUGUAACUCUUCUUGGGAAAAUGUGCUGUUUAAGAAGAUGUAUAUAUUAUGCUUUGAUUAGCCGUGCUCUUCCCCCAGCUACCUCGGUGACUCCAAGGCAAAGCACCGGCGUAUGAACCCCCCAUUUGGUGGGUUCAUAUCCUGACUGGGGUGCCUGCUACAUGAUUGAGGCUUGUACCAGAGAUUUAGGCACUAUGUACUAUAUUUUUUCUUUAAUAGGGAUCCAAAACGAUCUCUUUUCUAACUUUGGACUCCAGCUUUGAUGUCGUGCCAAACUGAAGGUUGGUGUCCAUGUGCAUAACAGAGCGGGGGAACCGAUGCCGUGUUCCAGCAAUUGCUCGGCGUGGCAGCCCUUUUAGAGUGAUAUUUAUUAUGCUGAUUGUCGGUGUUUGUUAACAAAGCUUUUUACGUCGUGCAACCAUCCUGCAGUUCAGCAGGAAGCAAUGGCAUAUCACUACAGCUUUGCAGUCACGUCUCUUACGUGUCCAGAUGGCAUUAAAAACUUCUCUUCCUUUUUUUUUUUUUUAGUAAUGUGCAAUGGGAGUUGUUUCCAACAUUUUAUCAGGCAUGUCGUAAGGCGAGUUUUUGAGUUAAUAAGGUAGGUACUACCAGGAAUGAGCCUGACAUGUCCAGAAACAUUACUCUGCUUUUAGAUGUUCGGAUAUUUGCUAGAGUUUUAGUUUUUGGAACAUUCUAACAGGCCUUCUCCUCACGAGUAUAUGACCAGAAGGACUUCCCUAUGUCGGUACUUCUUGCCCCCCAUGCACCCAUAGAUUUCUGAACAGAGCAGAAGCGAGCUUGGCUCGUCGCAACACUGACAGUGUCGAACAAGGACUGUAAUUUGAUGGCACAAUAUUCAAACUCCGAUUUCGUGAGGUUAUGGUUGGUUAACACAUUUAGUACCUUCGUGUAGUCAGGUACGGAGAACUUUUCCAGCAGUCCUAAUUAGGGUUCCAUGUUUUUGGCAUUUAAACCGAUAAAUCAUGAAACGUAACCCCCCAAGUUAGCUUCAUCUAAAUCGGGGUGAACCGAGCAACCCCAAAAGCCAAAGCUGUACGGAAAGAAAUCUUUUUCUGUGGCUAUCUUUUCCUGUGUUGACUUGAAACAACGCCCACACUAAACUCUCCAUGGGGCUGCUUCGUUUUUUGGGACCCACACCUCUUGUUUUGUUUCUUUCUCUGUUUGAAGAAAUAGGAACCCCAAGAAUGUGGAACCCUCGUCAUAAUGGCUUCUUCAGUUGAUGCAACAGUUUUAGUUAUCCAGCUGAUUUCUGUAGCCGGACUCUUUUCCAUGCUUUCCUCUUCUAUGCAUUUGUUAGUCUUGGUAUUAAUUUAGCAAUGUUGCCCUUUAAUGCUUUCUGAGAAGUGUAUGCUGUGCUCGGAGUUCUUCUUAAAAAUGUUUAGGAUUUGGGCACUGCAAAUUUGCAGAAAAGGGGGAAUUUCUUUUCGAAUCGGCAUGUUGCCUGAAGCACUUUUUUGUGUGCACCGUGCUCACCCAGCGGUGAUGCUGAUUGCAGGGUUUGUUGCUUCUGCACGAGUAUGUGGGGGGCAAUGACCCUGGCACAAUGUGCGUUUGUAAAAUCAACAUCUUGCCCACUUACGACAAAUUAUAGAAAUGAGUGGAACUUCGUAGAGACGAAUGAUCAGUUGGACUGGUGGGUGAGAAAACCUCUGCCACCCACUGUAGGGUGAUCCGUGAUUGUGUUUCAGCCAUAUUCCCUGUGAUGAUGGAGGCUUCUUACCUCAAUGUAGAUUUAUUGUGCUUCUACCUGCCUCGCUUGUUUACAUCAUGGCCUCUCGAUCUGGUUGCAUUGAGCACCCAAAUUUGUUUGAUCCUCUCUUCUUUUUCAUUUAAAGGGACACCGACAGGGUAUUUAUGUUUGCCAAGGUCUUUAUUUGUACAUGACACAUGAGAGUCUAACUACACAGAACUUGCGGCUCAAAAUUUGUUUUCUUUCCGCCUGAAAACCGCCGAUUGAGGACUGGCUGGCUCGAGUCGCGCUCACUUUCUUCUCCGUGGUCACGUGCUGUUUUCUAUGGUUUAGACCAGUGGUUCUCAACCAUUGAUGUUUUGCGGACCCCCUGUGGAUCGGCAAAGAUGUUGGAGGACCCCGUUUGUGGUGUGGGAAAGACGAAAUGUAUAGGUUAAUUAUGAUAUGAUUUAAUAAAUGGAUAUAACUAAGGGCUAGUGUGAAGUGGACAUCUCUUAUUGACAUGCACGUGAGAAAACUCGCCGAAAAAUCGGAAAGCUUCUUUUCAUUCUGAAAAAAAUACAUUUUAUUGCCGGGCUCCACUGAUGCGGCAGGGUUUCGCGGACCCCUAAAAUUCCUUCGCGAACCCCAAAAGGUCCGCGGACCCCCAUUUGAGAACCACUGGUUUAGACACAACCGCCAAAGAUAAUCAAGGUCGUGAGUCAUCGAAGGCACACAUUCAAUACUAAAAAUGGACAAAAAAUAUGAUACCCAUUUUUUUUGUGGCUUCUAAAAAACUGCAAUUACGUUGGUUAAAAAGAAAAAGUUUCACAGCCAUGUGACUUUUGGUAUCUUUCUUCUCUAUACUUCUUCUUCCUCCCCAGUCUAUUUUCGGUUUUGAGCAGUUGCGUUUUUUGACUUCAUUAAAAAUAUACGUGACUCUGUAGCAAAAUGUUGACUGUGUACCGUAUUUUCCGGGCUAUAUUCUGCGGACCAUACAUGUUUAAAAGUUAAAAUUUUAGGCUGUGCGGAAUAUCUAUGCGUGCAAACUAUACAAAAAUUUUGUUUUUCAAUAUCGUUGAUUAUGACGAGACGAGACGGAUUUUGUGAAUGAAAGAGUAUGUUAAUGAUAUUUAUGUAUCAUACAAGCUUCUUUGUGAGCUAAGAAAGCUGACGUUUGUCAAGGUGUGCCGUCUAUGAGAAGAUUUUCGUGUCGACUAAGCACCAGGUGCGGACUAUGUACCGAGUGCAGACUGUGCACCGGGUGGCAGACUAUCUAAGUAAAAACUUUUAUUUUUGACCCCAAAUUUGCACCUGCGGACUAUACACCGGGUGCGAACUAUAGUCCGGAAAAUGCGGUACUCUUCUGACACCAUAAUGGAUCGCCUGGCAAAAAAAAAAUUAAAAGAACAGUUUUUGGGGUGUCAGCGUCCCUUUAAAGCAAGGUUGAAGCUUUGUUGAGCCACGCAUAGAUGCACGACAUGAUCAAGUAGCUUUCCCUCGAGGUACUGAAAAAUUUUAACUUCUUUCUAAACUAGGCGUUUUUCCUUGCUUCUUGGGGAGCUCAGGAUACAGCCCAAUCUUUUAUAGAACUUUAAGACAGUAUUUUACCGAAUAGAGCAUGCGGCCACAAGCGGCAACAUGCACCAACCACUAAAACUGAAAAACAUCUAGUGAUAACUGGGUUUGACAAUGCAGUUGAACUCAAAGUCGGAAUGGACCAUUAAAAAAAUCCUGAAGGCUGCGUGCAAAGUGCGCAAUGAAUUAUGGGAACGUCCUGUGCGCUUCCCUGAGCUUCUGCAGCAUCUAAAACGUAACACUGAAGAGAGUCAAAGGGAGGGGGUAACAUGCUUGCUCAUCUGCCUUCACCUGCCUGCCUGCAUUGCCUCCGUCAUCUGUUAUAGUCAGUUCUAUGCAACCAUUUUCCAGAAUCCCUUUUGCUGCUGUGGAGGGUACUGCGUGUUUUGGAAAGGGUCUGUUGCAACUUCCUUUCUUUCUACUUUCUCGUGCUCUUUGAUCGUUAACCCCGUGGCUACUAAUCGCGAAUGUCACUCGUGCCGUCCAUAACGGACCACAGAACCCGACCACAAGGUUUUGGUUUCGGAGCUUUACUUGCGCGCUCUACGGCAUAUGGCAGUGCUACCACUAUUGCUCCGCCAUCUUCAGGGCAUUGUGUUGUUCGUUUAGAAUUUUCACUAAAAUAAACCUUUAUUGUCCCCCCUCCCCCCCCCCCCAAAAAAAAGAAUUGACUUCUUCAAGUACAGGGAUAGGUAACAUGGCCACUCUGCCCCAAUGCAGAGGUCCAUUUUAACUGAUAUAGAAAUGCAGAAACUUUUACUUCAAAGUGAUAGUGCUCUACCAUUUCCGAUGAUGAGUGGUAUGGUACCACUUGUCUGAUGACUUGCAAAUGUUUCUCAAAGUUAACAAUUUGUAUGAGAGUUAGAGGAAACAUUCUCUUGGCCUCCAGACGUUGUUUGUUUCUCCUGACCUUCCUCAGUGUAUCACACAGUACUAUAGAGUGAAGAAACACUGAGUGGUCACAUCAGAUAACCAGGAAUUAAUAGCAAGAGCAACGAACAACAUCUAGAGGUCAAAUAAAGGCUUCUUUUAAUUUUUGUAUAUAUUUUUUUUUAUUUUAACAGAAAAUUUUGUGCUAUGUAUUUUUUUUGUACUUGUAUGCAUUUUUUUGUAGGCAGUGAGUUAAGGAAGCUAAAACAGGGGCUUAAAAACAAAGUUAAAAAAAAAACACGAGUUGGAGUGAAUUUUGGAGUACUUUUAUCCCGUGAAUCUGAAUAUCACAUUUGUUUCCCCCGAAGAUGUCACUAAACACGGGAAAACACGAAAACCCUUCGACCAGUUGUUACAUCAUACACAGGUCUGUUGGCCACCAAGCGCGUGUUACUCGUGUGGGCAGUGUGUGCCAUUGCAAGCUUGCCAGAUGUAUUCCCUCACACUGACACCAGACAUGACGUCUUUUUCUGACCUUUUUGAAGAUAGCAAGAUGGCACGUACAUAGCUUUGAUAGGCACUGAAGAUGCGAGGGAGCAGAGAUCCGGAAAAUUCUGACAUGAUGUCACGCUCCGGGAAGGAGGGGCUUCAACAAUAGUUCAAAUAUUAUUUCCUGCAGCCUCCUUGCACCAAAUUGAAAAAUAAUCUCGAUAUUCGUGAUCCUGGAGGCCAAAUGAAGACUAUUUAAGUGUUUUUUCUCAAAUACAGAAGUGCUUCAAUUUCUCUUUGUAAGCAAAAUUUCUCUCCUGCUGUGUGAUAUUGUGCAUAAAGAUUUCUCUCCCAGAAAUUAAAAAAAAAAAAAAAAAGAAGUGGUUUUAGCGGUGAGGUUACCCUAGUACGACUGACAUUUUCCAAGGGGUGAGGCGACUUCGUCAGUUUUAUCUGUGAUUCCUCUGCCAUAAAAUUUAAAGUUUAGGAGCCACUUCAGUCUCUCUUCAAAAAAGCUUCUAAGCUUCUGAUUUUGAUAAUUGCAAAAAAGCUAAGAUUGGGAGGUCGUGCCUCGGCCGUGUCUAGGUUAUGUAGGGGUUCCUCGAGAUCAGAUAUUUUUGGAAAUCAUUUGGUUGUCAAUUUAAUUAAAAUGGUAAUUUAUGUAGGAAGCUAGAAAACUGCUUUCACCAGUCCAAGUUCAAACAAGAAGCAAAUGGCUCUUACUUCCUUGCUUUCAAUCGGAAGGCAGUUUUGGCAUUGUGCUGUGUGCCCCACGACAGUUUUUACUUUAUUGGACUGAGCGUUAGAGUAAAGACUUGAAUGAAAGUAUGCCCUUGCACUGAAAGUACACUAUACUUGUGUGCAUAUUUAUACUAGAAUUUAUAAGUGGAAGUUUCUGAAUGGAUUUGAAUGUUGGAUGACUAGGCAGGGGCAUUUUUAGUAGUUUAGUAAUGUUCUAUUGUUUGCUUGUGAGAGACUAACCAUGAAACAUUGGGUGAUUGGUGUUUUGUGAUUAUUGUCAAAGUAAUGAAAUUAGCGAGAUUUUUUUUUUAUCUAGUGUUUAUAAUGCACCUUUAGUGUUUUCUGCAGUCUGUGCAGAGAUCACUUUGGGCCAAGUUUUCUCUUUUUAGAAAGUGUAGGCUGACAAUAUCUGUCCCACGGCAACUAAGUUACAGGGAAUGCUUCGCGAUGGGAAUGGAUCUGUCAUCGUCCUUGCCACAGCUGCUUCGACCUUCAACAUUGUUUUCAGUGCUGCUCAGUUCAUAUCUCUUGCCCAGUGAAGCUUCUGUGGCAUCAGCAACGGUUUGAUGAGUUCUAGUCAGACAAAGCCUUUGAACUUUGUGCAGAUUGUGUUUUUUUCAGGAAGUUUAAGAUCCAAUAUGAUAUGCUAUUUGAUGGGAUGUGGAGCCUUCCCUGUCACCCUAUUGCAUAUUGCUCUACAUUGUAAUCUAAGCAUUGCCAGACAGAUGUAGCACACCUGUUAUAUAUCGACACCCAUUGAUGCAAAGUUUUCUGACACGACAAGGUUAAAUUGUAAUUUACUUUACAGUCUAUGUUACACAAGGUGUCCAAGCAACAUGUUAUUAAAGCUUACAGAGGGGCCUGCUGGAUAUGAGUAACAGCAUCAAGCAGGCCUUUUCUGCACUUGAUUAUUUCACCUGUCAAAAAGAGGAUCCCCAGAAGUGCAUUAGAGUUGUUGAUAACAUUCUGCUUAUGUAUUUCGCUGUUUUAAGCUGUCUUGAGGUAUCCUCUUCCCUUUCAGGAGUCCUAUUAGCUGGCUUCUCCUAUCGUUUAGUUGACAACUUUUUUCUGAGGAUUACAUAUCUCACGAGACCCUGAUAUGUUACAAACAUAUGUCAAUUGGAAACCCUGCAUAAAAUUUAAAAUUUGAAUUAAUUUUGUUUACCCCAGCACAGUCUGCAAUGAUGUUUGUGACACUUCUACCGUAAUGUCUGGUGUGUAUGGCAUGCGUAUCGGGGCUGUGUCGUAUCUGAUGCCUCUGUUGUGUGUAUCACCCUUUAUAUAUAUAUGCAAGAAGUGACAUUUACAAUGUUGAUGUUAAAGUUUUAAAAUUUUGCCAGCACAUCUUUAAUUCAGCCUGAAAUGAUGUAUAGACGUGUACACUGAAUAAAUGUAUUGCUGUUGACCGCCUACUUUUUUGGUCAUGGCAGUUUCUUCUUUUUGUGA